AAGGGGAGAAACGAACAGCCAAAAACUCACGUUCGACUUGUGGAAUUGAAGACAAGGGUGUAAAUGAUGCACGACAGUAAAAGUCAAGAGGGAACAGUGUUCCCGCUCAGAUUUAAAAAUGUAUUUAAUUGUUUUUAUUGGUAGAAAUAGGGUUAAAGUGUUUCUGGUGGCAGGUUUAGAGUAAACUCUGAGAUAAAUAAAACUUUGGAUGAAUACCAAGGGAACUGAAACUGUGACCCUGUGUUUCUCUCCUGUUUCUUUAUUUUUUCAUUGACUCAGGUGUAUCAAAGCACAUGUUGAAGGGCAUUAUUACUAGAGGUUUACUUUCAGAAUCAAAAUUCUGGUUAGAUAUUAUUUUAUUACUCAGGACUAUCUAAAGUUAUCAUCUUUUAUGUGCUGCCAUUUCUUUGAACACAUUCAAACAUUACGCAACAUUAAGUCACCCUCAGUUCAAAACAAAACCUCUGCAUGCCCCUCUUAGAGGCCGUGUAAGCAGUUGUAAUAAAGUCACUGAAUAAAAAAGAAAACAUCUGUAAAAGAGAGAAUAAGGAAAUGAAAAUAUGAAGAGAAAAAUCGUUAAUAAAACAUAGUUGAUUACCACAGUACAACUUGACCACUGCCUACAGCGAUAUAUUGGUAUCUUCGUAUGAUUAGGGUUACAGAAAGGUCUCCACAGUAGCGUGAUGGGAACAAAUAUGGCACUUAAACCAAAGGCUAAAUGUCACAAUAACAUCCAAACCCCAGACUGGCAAAGAAAUCUAAGAGAAAUAACAAAGAAAAAUGUAACUUUCAUGAUUUAGCUCUGUGGUUGGGAAGGCGUAGAAAUGUGCCACCUGAGCCUGUGUUUAGCCUUUGCCAUUUAGUUGUGUUUUUUCUUGUCUGACAUGGAGGGGCGGAUACAGGCUGGAGAGAAAAGGCAGAGGAGAGAGGAGAGAGAGAGAGAGAGGGGACAGAUUACUUUGGGUAUUACAUAACACUAACAUUUUGGCCCAGGCAAAAAUAGCUCCUGUAGAGGUCGCUGUAAAGGUCAGCCUGAGCCUGAUACCCUUUCAUUGUGGAGUUCAAGUCUAGGAGUGAUAGGAGUAGUAGUUCAGAUAGAUAUGAAAUAAUAAGAAAUAUGACCCACAGAGCCUUGUGUAUCAAAUCUUAUUUGACAUUAAUCUUUGUUUCAUCUCACUAUGCUGAUUAGAUAUUUUAGCCAACAAGCCAUAUUAGCAAUGAUUAGUGUAAAACUGAAUCUUGUAACUUUGCAGUACGUUAGCACAAGACUCCCUCCUUCCAGACCUACAAGACCUUUAAGGGAGUCACCUUUGACUUUUCAGUCUUGAGCACCGGAACAAGGCGAUACAGUUAGAAGGUCAGAUGGUUCCUGAGUUAGAGGUUGCAGCCCAUCAUGAGAUUGAUGUUAACAUGAGAUUAAACAGUGUGUGAAAAUUUGCUUCAUGUGAGUUUAUGAGAUUUGGCACCCAGCAGAGUAAACAGAGGUGUGAAGGAAAACUUCAGGUGACGAUAACGAUCUUCUUCCCAUUAGGAUGUUGGGAGGCUGAGAAGAAUGAAGCCUGUACCUAAGCUGCGUGCCUAGCUAACCCAUGGGGAACUGACAGGAACAGUGCUGGAUGGAGGCCAAGACACUGGAUGGCGAAGACGAGGAAGCACACAGUAUUGUGGAUCGCUUGUGUUGUUUGUUCUCUUUCUCAGCCGACCCAAAGUAGAUGCAAAGUAUUCUGCAAUGUGCCUCAUUUGUUCUUUCUGUCACGUGUUGCCCAUGGAGAGAUGGCAAAAAGAAUAAAAAGGAUAGGCAGCCAAGGAUAAAGAAUCUAUUUUACUGCAUGUGGGGGUUGCAGUUUUAUUUCUGCAAAUUUUAAGGUGAUAACAAAAGACGUGUAGACACUAGAUAACAUUCUAACAACAACCUCACACUUUUGUUGGAUUCAUAUGAAUUAGAAAGCACAGGGGAGACAGUACUUGUAGAUAGGAACCAUCAUGGGCAGGUGUAAAGGCAAGACCUCCUGGUUACUGUUGGUAGUUUGGCUGGUGUUAAGAGGAAUAGCUUUGGAAUAUGAGGGUGUACCUGGUCAAUGGACACGCUAUGGUCAGUGGGAUGCGAGAGCAACAGGUGAGCUCAGCUUUAUACUGAAAACCAACGUCAGCAAAGCCCUGGUGCUCUACCUGGAUGAUGGAGGAAACUGCGACUUCCUGGAGCUUCUAAUUGCAGAGGGGAGGCUCCAGAUGCGAUUCACCAUCCAUUGUGCUGACCCAGCCUCCCUGCACACAGAAACGCGUAUCAACGACCUGCGCUGGCACAGAAUCCUUCUCUCUCGUAACUACAGAGAGACUAAGCUGGUGGUGGACAACGAGGAGAAAGUGGCCGAGGUGAAGUCCAAGAGAAAAGAGAUGGUAGUGGCCAGUGACCUGUACGUGGGGGGAAUCUCACCUGAUGUGCGCCUCUCCGCCCUGACGUCAAGCACUGUUAAAUAUGAGCUGCCGUUCCAGGGCCUCAUAGCCAAUUUAAAAGUGGGCGAGGGGCUACCGGUGUUGUUGGAUGGUCAAGCUGUUCAUAGUGAUUUGGAGUACAUAUGUGCCACACACUCCCCGUGCAGCAACAAAGGCCUGUGUUCCAUCAACCAAGGAGAGGUCGUCUGUGACUGUAUCAACUCCAGCUACAGGGGAAGGUACUGCCAUGAAGCUGUCCAGAGAGAAGUUGAAGGUCUGGCGCACCUGAUGUUAAACCGCCAAGUUUUUCGCCAAGGGCAGGAGCAGUCAGUGGCCACCUUCAAAGGCAAUGAGUUCUUCAGCUACAACCUCUCCCAGACUCCCAUUCAGAGCAGUUUGGAUGAGAUCACGCUCUCCUUCCGCACCCAGCAGAGGAACGGCCUGCUGCUUCACACGGGGAGGUCGGCUGACUAUGUCAACCUGUCCCUGAGGAACGGAGCCUUGUGGCUGGUCAUCAACCUGGGCUCGGGUGCUUUCGAGGCACUGGUGGAACCGGCCAGUGGGAAGUUCAAUGACUACGUCUGGCACGAUGUUCGAGUGACACGCAACCACCGUCAGGUGACGAUCUUGGUGGAUGGGAUUCUCACCACUACUGGCUACACUCAGGAGGACUACACCAUGCUGGGCUCUGAUGAUCUCUUCUACAUAGGAGGCAGCCUAAACACAGCUGACCUGCCAGGCUCGCCAGUCAGCAACAACUUCAUGGGCUGUCUGAAAGAUGUGGUCUACAAGAAUAAUGAGUUUAGACUGGAACUGUCACGGCUGGCUGAACAGCGAGACCCUAAGAUCAGUAUCCAUGGUGACCUGAUAUUCAGCUGCGAGAAUGUGGAAGCCCUGGAGCCGGUCACCUUCGAUACGCCGUCUGCCUACUUGACAUUGCCCAGGUGGAACACAAAGAAGACAGGCGCCAUAACUUUUGACUUUCGCACCACAGAGCCCAACGGCCUGCUGCUGUUCAGCCACGGCAGCCUGCAGGGUACACAGCCCAACAGGAAGCCCAGGGCUGACUUCUUCGCGAUAGAGCUGAUGGAUGGAUUUCUCUACCUGGUCAUGGAUAUGGGCUCCGGGAGCAUCAAGAUGAAAGCCAGCAACAAGAGGCUGGACGAUGGCGAGUGGUGUCACGUGGACUUCCAGAGGAAAGGGCGCAAUGGCUUUAUCUCAGUGAACAGCCAGAGCGUCCCCUUUUCUGCUAAUGAAGGCAGUGAGAUCCUUGACCUCGAUGGGGACAUGUAUCUUGGAGGUUUACCCGAGGAUCGACAGGCCCUCAUGCUCCCCCCUGAGGUGUGGACAGCCUCCCUUAGCCUUGGCUACGUGGGCUGCGUGAGAGACCUCUUCAUUGAUGGGCAGAGCCGUAACCUGUGGAGGCUGGCGGAGGUUCAGAGUGCCACAGGUGUCAGCAGCUUCUGCACCAGAGAGACACAUGUCAGAUGCACCAGAGACACAUGUGCCAACGGCGGACACUGCAGAGAAGGCUGGAACCGCCACAUUUGUGACUGCAAUGGUACCGGCUACCUUGGUUCCAGCUGUGAGAAGGAGGCCACCACGGUGAGUUAUGACGGCAGCAUGUAUCUGAAGGUGGUGCUGCCAAGGACGAUGCACACGGAGGCUGAGGAUGUGUCCCUUCGCUUCAUGUCCCAGAGGGCCUUUGGGCUGCUGAUGGCAACCACCUCUCAGCAGUCAGCGGACACCCUGCGUCUGGAACUGGACGGAGGCAGAGUGAAACUCACUGUGAAUCUUGAUUGUAUCAGGAUAGACUGUAAUCUCAGCAAGGGACCGGAGAUACUCCUGGUAGGUGAGAAGCUGAAUGAUAAUGAGUGGCACACAGUGAAGGUGGUGCGGCGUGCGAAGAAUUUGCAGCUCUCUGUGGACAAUGUCACUGUGGAAGGUCAAAUGACUGGCGUCCACAGCCGCCUGGAGUUCAAUAACGUCGAGACAGGGAUCAUGACAGAGCGGCGUUUCAUCUCUGUGAUGCCUUCCAACUUCAUCGGCCAUCUUCAAGCUCUCUCUGUCAACGGGAUGCUCUAUCUGGACCAGUGCAAGAAUGGAGACAUCUCCUACUGCGAGCUGAAUGCUCGGUUCGGCAUGAGGCACAUUGUGGCCAAUCCUGUAACUUUUCUAACUCAAGCCAGCUACCUGGCCUUCUCCACCUUGCAGGCCUACGCGUCCAUGCACCUUUUCUUCCAGUUCAAGACCACCAGUCCUGACGGCCUGAUACUUUACAACUCUGGAGAUGGUAGUGACUUUAUCGUGGUGGAGCUGGUCAAAGGGUACAUUCAUUAUGUUUUUGACUUGGGAAAUGGGCCGUCACUCAUGAAGGGAAACUCUGACAAGCCACUCAAUGACAACCAGUGGCACAAUGUGGUGAUCUCCCGCGACAACAACAAUGUGCACAUCCUUAAGAUUGAUUCCCGCACUGUCACCCAACACGCCAAUGGAGCCCGCAACCUGGAUUUAAAAGGUGAGCUGUACAUUGGCGGUGUUGGCAAGAGCAUGUACAGCAGCCUGCCCAGGUUAAUAGCUUCGCGCGAAGGAUACAAGGGUUGCCUGGCAUCUGUGGACUUGAAUGGAAGACUCCCAGAACUGCUGGCCGACGCCCUCCACAAGGUGGGAGAGGUAGACCGCGGGUGUGGAGGUCCCAGCACCACCUGCACAGAGGACUCCUGCCACCACCAGGGAGUGUGUCUGCAGCUGUGGGAGGGCUUCUCCUGUGACUGCACCAUGACCACCUAUGGGGGGCCGUUCUGCAGCGACCCUGGGACCACAUAUAUCUUUGGAAAAGGGGGGGCUCUCAUCACAUUCACUUGGGCCCCCAACGAGCGGCCGAGCACCCGUGCUGACCGGUUAGCCGUGGGCUUCAGCUCUCAGCAGAAGGACGCCAUCUUGGUGCGAGUGGAGAGCACCCAUGGGCUCGGAGACUAUCUUCAGCUGCACAUAGAUCAAGGGAAAAUUGGUGUUAUCUUCAAUGUAGGGACAGAUGACAUCACCAUCGAUGAGCCUGCUGUCAUAGUAAACGACGGCAAGUACCAUGUUGUGCGCUUCACACGCAGCGGUGGCAAUGCCACUCUCCAGGUGGACAACCAUCCAGUCAUUGAGCGUUAUCCACCAGGACACUAUGAUAAUGAACGACUGGCUAUUGCUAGACAAAGAAUCCCAUACAGACUUGGUCGGGUAGUUGACGAGUGGCUACUCGAUAAAGGGAGACAGUUGACCAUCUUUAACAGCCAGGCAGCCAUUAAAAUUGGUGGCCAUGACAAGGGUCGGCCCUUCCAGGGUCAGAUUUCAGGGCUGUACUACAAUGGUCUCCAGGUGCUCAAACUGGCAGCAGAAAAUGACCCCAGUAUACAGGUGGAGGGGAACCUGCGUCUGGUUGGGGACUCGCUCUCCGUGUUGACAACUGACACUACCUCCGCCACCCCGCUGGCAGUGUCCGAUAUGUCCACCACAAUCAUGGAAACCACGACGACUAUGGCUACCACCACCACCCGCAGGCAGCGAUCACCCAGCUUAAGGGAGAGCAUCUCAAAGCCGCAGAACUCUGAUGAUAUUUUAGUGGCUUCAGCUGAGUGUCCAAGUGAUGAUGAGGACCUGGAAGAGUGUGAGCCAGGAACAGGAGGUGAAUUAGUGUUGCCUAUUAUAACAGUGGAUUCCCUUGAGUCCCCAUCCAUCGCCACCCGUUACCCCGUCAUACCUCCUCCCCCCACCCUCCUAUCCCCACUUGAAACCACCAAGGAGUCCCUGAUACUCCCUCCUCACCCUUCCUGCCCCCCAGACCAGGAGGACUGUGGUGACCCUGUGGAGGUCUCGGCCUUCGGCUCUGGGGAGAUGACGGAAUCAGAUGACGAAGACUUUUUCAAUAAUAACUCCCCCAUGGUCACUGACAGGACAGUCCUUCCUCCACCUCCCACCACUGGUGAGGGUGGAGUCAAGAAACCCCGACCCUUACCUCCUUAUGUUCCCACCACCAACCCUGACAAGCUCCACAUCCCCGCUGGCAAAAUGAACACCCGCGACCAGGUGCUUUUGCCCCCUGCUCCUCCAUCUUCCCGAAACACACCAGGACUAACUUACCCCCCCAAUUUUCCCCAUGUGCCCACAGCCAACCCCACAGCCUCUGAUGAAAAGAGCCAACCCGGGGCCGUGGAGGUGAUCAGGGAGUCCAGUAGCACCACAGGGAUGGUGGUUGGUAUUGUGGCUGCUGCUGCUCUCUGCAUUCUUAUCCUCCUCUAUGCCAUGUACAAGUACCGCAACCGGGACGAGGGCUCCUACCAGACAGACCAGAGUCACAAUUUUGCCAACAAUUCCACAGUGGAGGGAAACGGAGCAGUGGUCAAAGACAAAAGCACAGCAACGGCCUCUGUGGCCAAGGCAAUCACAAAGGGCAAAAAGAACAAAGACAAAGAAUAUUACGUCUGAGAACGGAGAAGGCAAGUGUGGACUGAGACAAUAGGAUCAGAGAGGAUUCUUUCAUUUUGCUCCCCUGUUUUUGUCAGGUCGACCAUCAGAGAAAUUUCACAGGCCACAAAAAACAACUGCAUAAAGCACUUGUUUCUUGGUUUAACAGUUACAUUUCUCUCAAAAGUCAAGGGUGCCCAGCUUGUAUUAGUGAUAAAAUCCUCAUCUACGGCACAAGAAAGAUCUAACUCAUCCUCUGUGUCAUAAUGUGCACUCUGCAUACACCAAUUCUUUGUUCCUUUUUUAAGUGUUUUUAAUAUGCUGGGAAGAGGCAUAUCCACUUCGGCUUUGUAUAUAGCAUGGUACAGUGAAGAAAGUGCUGAAAACAUCCGGACCGAUUUGCCUAAAUGUUUUCUUUGUAAUUCUUUGUAAUGCUCUAUCUCAAGUCUCAAUGUCCCCAUUAUGAUAUAUGAGGCAGAACCAGGCAAGUUAUUGAAUUUUUAUGGUAGAUGAGCAGAGAGCACCCCAGUAAUUCUGACUGCGCUCAAUAGGAAAGUCUUUCAGAUGAGACCUCAUCUCUGCAGCCUCCAUGUUAUGUUACGUGGUUUUACUCACUCUGCCUCUGUCCACAACAGAUGGUAUUAUGUUGCUGGUGCAGUAUCAUAAAUGAAGCAUGAUAUUUAGCAGAAAUACAGCAUUUAAAGGCAAUUAAAUCACUCAGCAUACUCUGGCCAGUGAGCCUUAUAGUAUGAUGGAUCAGAAAUAUUAUUUAUGUGAGAUGUCACAGUCAAUUUGCCAUGCCAUUCCAAGUAGGGAUAAUUGUGAACAAGUCAGUCUACACCAGUGAAGGUAUUUCUCUGUAAACAUUGCUUGUAUGUACAUAUAGAGAUUAGCAGAUUGAGAAAGCAUUGAGUAAGCAGGGGAAUAGAUAUGAAGAAGAAUAAGCGUCAUGAGAACCGCCGAAUCCCGAACUUCACAGGAUAUUUGGGGAACACAGAAUCACAUGAAGUUUGUCUUUAUGGAAAUGGAGAACCAACCUGCCUCAGCAGAGGCUGGCUCUCUCUUGAACUUUUCCUUUCUCAAAACAUGGGACACACAGACACGCACACACACAAAAAUGUAAACAUAUCUUUGAGACAUAUAUAUUCCUUGUAAAGCAGCCAAACAUAUUGUUUUUUUUCUAUCAGUUACUAAAAGACUAUUCUAUGAGAUGAUUAACUGAAGGUGUGUGAAUUGUAUUGAUAUUUCUCUGAUAUUUCGAUGUAUCUUGUUACCACUCCUCUUAACACGUUGCAUUUUAGAUUGCCUUUUACUUAAAUCCAGACAAAGAGCACACUUUCCUCUGAUAGCUGAAAAUAUGUUUUUGCAUUAUUUACAGUCCAGAUUAUGCAGAGAAAACACAAAGAUGGAACAAACAAAUGUUUUGUUUUGUUGCAUUGUGCAUUUUAUAUGUGCUGAAUCUGUUACUCAAUGGAUCUGAUAAUAUAAAGCCAUUUUCUGUGUUGAGUUAUGUCUACAUUUACUUAUUCAUGCUCUGUGAUUUCUUGUUCUUUUUUAUGAAAGUGCCAUUCGACAUGAGCUGCUCAGCACUCAGAAAAUAUUUCAUUCCUCACUCAUUGCUAUUGUAUAGUGUUCAUGUGAAAUGGAUCUUAAUAUGUGUACAGAACGUGGAUAAAGAUGAAAAUACACUUGAUUAUAUACUUUGU
This is a messenger RNA of Larimichthys crocea (large yellow croaker), 8591 nucleotides long. RefSeq names its product neurexin-2-like. Bases 1984 to 6906 code for a protein of 1640 amino acids. Lineage: Eukaryota; Metazoa; Chordata; Actinopteri; Sciaenidae. The transcript is spliced from 22 exons. The record is from RefSeq and is a predicted model, not a curated record.